AUAUAUAAAGAAAUAACAAUAAUAUUCGAUGGAAUUCCGUGAACGAUUGAAGUGCGUCAAGUACCGACGGCUUGAUCAAAGUGUUCGCUCUUUGAGACACCCCCGCUGCCAAAAUUACUUUCGCACCAAGGGUGACUAAUUGACUCUUCCCGGUGAAAUACCGGUGAGAUUAUGGGUUUAUUUAAAGACAACAAUUCCACUUCAGACACCUUAGAUCUGAGCUCGCACAAUCACUAUCCUCUGAACGACAAUUCCAUCGCUAGCACGUCCGGCCCGCAGGAAGUCGUAAUGAAGGAAAAAAGCAAGAAGGCAGCGCGUAUCCGCCGCGACAGGGAGAACCAAGAAUUUUUGGAGCUGGCAAAGUUGUUGCCCGUACCGGCGGCCCUCACGGGGCAAAUGGAUAAAGCCAGCGUUAUUCGAUUGACGACCAGUUACUUGAAGAUGCGAGCAUUGUUUCCAAACGGGCUCGGUGAAGAAUGGGGCGCUUCCCAGCCAGGCAACAUCUCCCUGCAAAUCGCCCUCAAGGAGGUGACUAGUUAUAUUUUGCAAGCUUUGGACGGUUUCGUGUUUGUCCUGGCUCCCGAUGGAAAAAUUAUGUACAUAAGCGAAACUGCAAGCGUGCAUUUGGGAAUGGCACAGGUGGAAUUAACGGGGAACAGUAUCUUCGAGUACAUCUACCAGAACGAUCAUGCUGAAAUGUUGUCGGUUCUAAAUCUACCACAGAGUCCAGCAGAUCUGGCUAGCUUCACUUCUGCGAACUCGAGAGGGGAGAUCGAGUUGGAACGUGUUUUUAUUCUGAGGAUGAAGUGCAAUUUGGCGAAGAGAUGUGCAGGACUAGUCACGGAAGGAUACAAGGUGAUACACUGUUCCGGCUACUUAAGGUGUGUCGUGGAAGGGCCAGUGGGGUCGGAAUACGAAGACGGUGCAGGCCGACACUGCAUUCGAAAAGUCGGUCUACUGGCAGUUGGCCAUUCCCUACCGGGACGUUGUCUAACCGAAGUCAAACUGUACCAGAACAUGUUCAUGUUUCGUGCAUCGUUGGACUUGAAGUUGAUCUUCGUCGACGCGAACGUGUCACAAUUGACCGGAUACGAUCCACCGGACCUCAUCGAGAAGACGCUGUACCAUUACGUGCACGGAUGCGACAUGAUGCAGCUGAGACACGCGCAUGGGACGCUAUUGUACAAGGGGCAAGUGAUAACCAAGUACUACAGGUUUCUCACGAAAUCCGGAGGAUGGGUCUGGAUGCAAUCGUACGUCACGAUUGUGCACAAUUCCCGAAGCUCUCGGCCACACUGUAUCGUGUCGGUCAACUACGUGUUGACGAAACCUGAGAACACAGAUUUGCUGUUGAAUUGCGAGCAAAAGUCGUAUUGCUCGAAUCCAAGCAAUCCGCCCAGCACCCCUUUGACGACACCGAUCACCAGCGGAACCGUCAACGAGUUGGACAAUCACAGUCCCAGUUCACCAGCGUAUCGAAGUAGAUCGAAAGAAUCACCCGAUAACGAUUACGCGAACGGUGGCACGUAUCCUAGACCGGAAUAUAUUGACCUGACGAAUCACAAUCAGUAUCUAUCGCCCUCUUAUCAACCCCAGAACGUAAACAGCAGCUCUCACGAAGAUAAUCUUAAAUACAACUCCGACUGGUUUUACCAAUAUGGAGACAUACAUCAAGAUUCUCUCGCAGCAACGAUACCGCAGCAACAAGAAGCGCAGCAUCCGCACCCUCUGCACCACGCCAACUCCCCGUCGAACCUGCAACAGCACAGUCCCCAGAACGCUCAACAGAAGCAUCAACACUCCCCUCAUCUACUAGAUCAUCCAACGCCUCCAGCAAGCCUGCCGCAAGCUCAACCGCAACCGCAACCGCAACCGCAACAACAGCAACCACCGCCGCAACAGCAACAGCACAGCCCUCAAAGUAGCCAACAGAACAGACCUUACUCUACCUCGUCGAGUUCCUGUUGCAGCACAGACGCAAUGGAUAAUCAUUUGCCGAGCCCUCUGAGUGUAUAUUCUUUGCCACACGGUUACCACCCUUACUACCACCACUACAUGCCCGACUCGGCCCCGUCUAAUUUAAACGAGGUCGGUGGCGUGAUCAUGUACCCUAAUUGUAGCCUUAACAACGAGGCGCACAACCCCGCUGCGAGCACCAGUAACUCGAACAACGUCCAGCAUUACGAAUCUUCGUAUCAACCCCACUUGAGCCAUUACAACACCAACAACAAUCCUACCAAACACUCCUAUCAUCAUCACCAAGAAGCAACGCCAACCAGUUACACAAGCGUGAUCGUAGACUCGCAACAGUACAGUCCAAGCUCUGUACAGGAUCUGAUCCAUUAUCAGCAUCAUUACGAAGCGCAUCAUCAGUUCGUUCACUGACACCAGCUAGACGCGGCUUGCGCAUAGCACGUCGACACCAAUUGCAACCACGACUCGCUGUGCUAUUGUGAUACGUCGUCCGAGGGAAACUAUCCUGGGGCAGAUAACGAUUUUAUGGAAGAACGGUCGAACAUCGUGGUCGAUCAACAUGGUGAUAAUGCGAGGAUUACGGGGAACGAUGAACACGAACAGGUUGUACAGGUGAAGGCCAAGAUUUGGUACUUUAAACCAUCGGAUUUCUGGAAAGUAAUGACUGGCUUGUAUUACACUGAAAACUCGUGAACUCGUGAAGUGAGAAAGUUAGAACACGUAAAGUGGGAAAUAUCCGUAAAGUGAAAUAUAUAAAACGGCGAAAACGUUGAAAAUGUUGAAAACGUUUGGCCAAGUACUGCCGAAUAUAAUUGCGUAAUGACUCUAAUGAGAAUAGAUGUACAGUCGAUAUAUCAUAAGGAAAUUGUAAUUGUUUAAGAAUUUACGAUUCCGAAGGAUUGCUAUGUCGUACGUAUGUAGAGUAUCGAUCUGGUGAUCUACCCCGAUAUUCGUUGAUCCGUUGAUCAUUGGAUCUGUUAUUCGUAUAUUCUUUAUUCACAUAUCAAGAUGCUUAACUUUCUUGUUCGAGGAAAUAUAGACAAUGGUAAUUGCGUUAAUUGCUUCGAGAUUAAUAUAAGUUAAGAUACGAAUAUUGUAACGAUUAAUUACGUUCGUAUUGUAACGAUUAGUUACGUUGUAUUAUUUCAUCAUCGGCCACGAAAAUGGAAUUUUCGUUUCGAAACGCCUCUUAACAUAUCCUUUAUUUAUACGUUCGUUAUAAUCGUUCAACAACCGCUAAUGAUAUUCAUUAAUGUUAGCUUAUCGAGUUAAGAGCUAACCUUCUCGAUCUUGUAUUGUUUGAUCAUGAAAAUUUCCAUUCGGAAUAUUUAACGAGCUUCUUAAUUUAACGAAUCCACGAAUUAAUUAUCAUAAACGGGACAGUCGAAUUCGAUUCGAGGGGAUUUCUAAACGAGUGUCAAAUUCGAAGUCAAAAACGAAUGAAAAAACAAAAAUCUAAUUCAAACGAAUCGAAGAACAAGGAAAGAAAGAAUUUCUUACUUCUGCAAAUUUUACACGCUGGACGUGAGUGAAUUAAAAUUUUUAAACGUAAGAAGUCCAAAAAAAAAAAAAAAAGAAAGAAUAUAAUAAUAAUCGUGUCCAUGGACAAAAAGAUUUUAUACGAUUUAAUUAAACGAACUCUUCUGUGCUGAUACAUAUACAAGGAGAAGAAAAUUACAGGCGCGUAAUACGUGUAAAAGGAAAGGGGGAAAAGCGAAUCGGAAAAAGAUCUAAAAAAAAAAAAAAAUGGGUAGCGCAUUCUGAGAUACUUAAUUUGUAGACAUGUACAUUGCAUAGUCGUUCAUAGCUCUUAAAACAAUUUAGUAUAUAAAUACGUUAGGUAUUUCUUAGAUAGACCCGAAGACUGACCGGUGCUUGUACCAACCGACCAAAGAAAUACACACGCCCUUCUUCUACACGAAAAAAAAAAAGAGAGAGAGAGAAAAAAAAUGGAACAAAUAUCACCUUUGUUACAUCUUAAAUCACGCGAUUUAUUUAAACACCGCGCGCGAUUCCCUAAAACCCGACUACUUAAUAAAUUACGACCAUAGAGUAUUCUGGCAAUCCCAGUUACAUUUUAAUCAUCGAAGUAUUUUAUUAUUGAACUUCUAGUAACUUUAUGAACAAUUGCUCGAGGCUGUUAGCUGCCACGAGGCUAAUCUCAUGUAUAAUACACGUGUACACAUUGCCAAUGCGAAACACUAUUAUUUAUAAUCGAUGUAAAUUAACGAUGGGUACGAUGAUCACCGCGUUGUACGAUAAUUACUUUAAGAGUUGUAAAUAUUGUAAAACUUGA
Molecule: messenger RNA, 4270 nt
Organism: Apis laboriosa (Himalayan honeybee)
Lineage: Eukaryota; Metazoa; Arthropoda; Insecta; Hymenoptera; Apidae
Gene: sim
Product: single-minded homolog 2
Exons: 9
Coding region: 172-2385 (737 amino acids)
Biological process (GO): regulation of transcription by RNA polymerase II
Molecular function (GO): DNA-binding transcription factor activity, RNA polymerase II-specific; RNA polymerase II transcription regulatory region sequence-specific DNA binding; protein dimerization activity
Source: RefSeq, a predicted model, not a curated record